Blepharisma stoltei is the source of this 1457-nucleotide messenger RNA. Lineage: Eukaryota; Ciliophora; Heterotrichea; Heterotrichida; Blepharismidae. The record is from the annotation of a GenBank genome assembly.
AUGGAAGGUGACCAACUUGAACAUAUUUUCUUAGUCACAUGCAUGCCGGGAUUUUUCAAAAAAGAACUAUAUAAUAUUCUUUCAGCCCAAAACUCUGAAAAUUCUACUGAAACUUUUCGUAAACUUAUAAAUGUGUUAGACACAAUAAUCUCAAUUCUGAAAAUUCAUAGCAUUGAUCUUUAUUCAGUUCUCCCAGAAAUAUUUAAAGAUUUCCUCUUGCUCCCCUCCGAGAGCGAACAAAACCAUUGGGAAAAAUCCUUUUUCUGGGUGAAAUUAUCCUUCCAUAAGUGAACAAAAAAUUUUUGAAAAGGAUUUUUAGAUUUAUAAGUGAUAAUUAUUAUAAUAAAAUCUCUAAAUAAUUUUAAACAGCAUAUUUAAAUUUUGCAAAUUAAAUUAAUUUUUACGAAGGGAUUUUUUUAAAUUUCGAAAGAAUUUAAUAUAGAAUUUAUAUAUAAAUUUUGCAAAAAAUAUUCGCUCACGGAGGGGUAGUUAGAUAAUAUUAUUCACACUACUACUGUAAUUGCUAUUCAGUUUCAGCUAAAGGUUCAGCUUAUGCUCAAUUGUGAGCUACUAAGGGCAUCUGAGUUUAAUCAAGAUCCAAAAUUCUGACUAAAAAUUGGUGAGUUAGUGAGGACUUUGUGUAUAAAGCUUGCUAUUGAAGAAGACUCAACAGCCUUUUAUAAAUAUUAUGUUACAGAGUUUUUACCUAGAUAUGCAACUCAGUUGGAUUCUGGAGUGUUGCUGAAAUUUUCUGAGCUGAUCGAGCUUCAAAAUGAAACUGAGACUUAUUUAAACAAAAUUAUUAUAGUCCAGUCUUCACCUAACUGCCUCCCUUAUCGAGCGAACAAAAACAUUGGAAAAAUCCUAUUUUAGCGUUUUUAAAACCUAAUUUUAUGAAUUUAAUAAAUAUUUGAUUUCUAUCUUUGCGAAUUGGGAUUUUUUUAACUUUCAAAAAAUCUAAUUUUACUAGAAAAUUUAUAUAAUUUUUUUUAAAACUAUCCUCCUAGAGCGAGCAAAAGUUUUUGUUCGCUCAAGGAGUGGGAAGUAAGAAAAAUCAAGCCCCAAAAAUGAUUACUAAAAAAAUUCCUACAUCCCCAGUCAGAAAAAGUGAAAGAAUCCGUAAUAUAGUUAUCAAAAACGAAAAGAAAAAGCUUCAGGUAGACCGAAAUUUAAAUAAUGCUCACACAAUAAAAAAGCAAGUCUUCAUGAAAUCCAAAAAAUCUAAAGCGCCUCACACCCCUGACAAAGAAAUGACUGAAAUUUCAAAUUGUGCAAAAAAAUUAAAAGAAAUCAACCAAAAUUAUUUUUAUGAAAAGAAAAACCUUGAUGACAAAGAAGAAAUAGAAAGAGAAGAUAGCAGAAUUCUUGCCAUCGACACCCCUAUAAAAGAAAAUAAGCUUAUUAAUUAUGAGAUCAGUCAUUUUAAAAACUUAUUUGCAAUGGCAGGAACUUCGUAA